Molecule: messenger RNA, 4417 nt
Organism: Malus domestica (apple)
Lineage: Eukaryota; Viridiplantae; Streptophyta; Magnoliopsida; Rosales; Rosaceae
Biological process (GO): mitotic sister chromatid segregation
Cellular component (GO): nucleus; condensin complex
Source: RefSeq, a predicted model, not a curated record
UCUGUCUUAUUUGUCCGUCAAAUUGUUUACUAUCACAGACGGCAACCGCUCUCCCUCAGUUCCUCCAGAAAUCGAAACGCAUAGGCAAUUAUAACUUCUGCAACAACAAGAAUCCACUUCGAAGUUCAUCACCCGGAAAACUAAUCGCCAUGGAUAAGCGGCUCCGCUCAUCCCUUCAGACCUCCGCCGACGAAUUCCUGAGCUCCGCCGCAAAGCAAACCCUAAAAUCCUCAAAGCCCUCUCUCAAAACCCUAAUCCACGGCGUCAAGCCUUCCUCCGACCUCUCCUCCUCUCUCCCUCUCUCUCUGUCCCACUCCAUUUCCCAAGCUAUACAAUCCUUCAAGAACCUUCUGGAGCCCAACCAAAACCCUAAACCUAAACCUAACUCCCCGCGCUCUCCUCCCACCAAACGGCCCCGGAGGUCUUCUAGGCGGUCCAAGACCCGACCAGAACCUGAUUCAGACGACCCAGACCCUAACCCGGAGCGAGAGAGGAAAUGCCUUCUUUCGGAACUUCAAGUUUUAGCAUUUAUCGCGCAAUUGUGCAUUUCGCAUCCCCAGAACGCAUUCUCGCCGUUGGAUUUGUUGACCGGAGUUCAGGCGCUGCACGACAAUCUGAUUAUUUUGGAGUCGGACUCGGUGCUGGUUUCGGAGAUCGCGGGUUUGUGCGAGCAAUGGUGGAAGGAGGAGUUGCCGAGUCGAGAAUCACUGAUUUCUCAGUCGCUCCCUUUCUUGCUCUCGAGAUCUUUGACUCUGCAAAAGAAGGCAGAUGUUCACAGAGUCUAUGCGCUCCGGGAGGCCUUUACUUGCUUUGAUUUCGAAGACGAGAGCAUUGAGGACUUGAAGCUCUUGUUAAUUCGGUGUGUGAUUUCGCCGCUGUAUCUGAAAGCAGAGGAGGGGAAGAAGUUCCUUGCAUUUAUGUUCGGGUUGAGUUUGCAGCUGUUGAAGGAAGUUUUGGCAAUGAUUCGAUCUCAGGUUCCGUUUGGUCGAAAGUCAAUGCUGGAGGCCUACGGGGACGUCCUGUUUCGGGCUUGGAAAGUGGCGGAUGGCGAAUCGAGAAGUGAGAUCGAGAAUGGGUUUUUGCAGGGUUUGAUUGAGGGUGCAAUACAUGCCAGUUCUGGAGCUUUUGCUGCUUCGAUUAGAAGGGUUUUGGGAGGGUUUAUAAACCAGAGGACCACUGCUGGUGUUGAGAAGCUUCUUUUCCAGCUGUCUGAACCUGUGAUAUUUCGCUCGCUGCAGGUUGCGAAUUCUAAUGUUCGUCAAAAUGCGCUGCAUUUGCUGCUGGACUUGUUUCCUCUUGAAGAUCCCGAUUCCACAAAAGAAGUGAAAGAUUCCUUGCUUGAUAAGCAGUUCUUUUUAUUGGAGAGAUUACUCACCGAUGAUUGUCCAGACGUGAGAGUGGUUGCGGUGGAAGGGUCUUGUCGAGUGCUUCAUCUAUUUUGGGAAAUCAUCCCUUUGAGUACAAUCACAAAGCUAAUUACCAAAAUUGUUGAUGAUAUGUCGCACGAUGUAUGUCAUGAGGUUAGACUUUCCACACUGAAUGGAAUUAUCUACUUGUUUGGAAAUCCACAAUGCCAUCAAAUUCUCAACGUUCUUCUGCCCAGACUGGGUCAUUUGAUGCUGGACAAUGUCCUAUCAGUAAGAGCUGCAAUGGCAGAUCUCCUCCUUGUUAUAAGGGAUAUUCCAAAUUUCCAGUUCCAUAAGGUGGUGAAAUUAGAUGUAUUAUUGUCGGACCUUGCAAAUGAUCAACCUCAAGUUGCUCAGAAAAUUACACAACUGCUUAUGCCAUCAUACUUUCCUUCAAAAGUGUCCGUUGAAGCAGCAUGUAAUCGUUGUGCUACGCUCGUUAAAAGGUCUCCAAUGGCUGGAGCCAGGUUUUGUGAAUUUGCUGUGUCCCAAGGGUCAUCUCUCAAGUCUCUGAUGGAACUUGUUCGAGUAUUGAUUACUUUGGUCUUGCUGCCUAGUAAUCUAGAUGAAGAUCAAAUUGAAGGUUUACUUCUUGCUGCUGCCAACCUUUGCAAUACCCUAGCAAGCGAGUCAGUUUUCAAGAAUGCUCUUAAGGAGUUCUUCGAUGGUGAAAAGUUGAAGUGCUUGUUUGCUGCUGCAUCUACUCGGUCUGCUCAGUCUUCUGUAUUCAACAUUGUCUCAACUGUCUCUCCAGAUGAUCUAGCUGGACUUCUUGACGAAUGCAUGAACCUGGUCACUAAUUGUAGUGGUUUAUCCAAAGAUGCCAAGAGGCAAGCUGAAGUGAGGUCUGCUCACAAAUUGUUGCUGUCAUGUGAUGGGGUUGAUGGUAUGCUUGAAGCUCUAACAGCAUUCCUGCAGAAAGCUGCCUAUCGUUGCCAUGUCAAAUUUGGCAAUGAAAUACCAAAUCUGAGUGUUUUCUCUGCAAAAAGAAAGAAAUCAAAGUCCUCUAGCAAAAUUUCAGCUCGAUGGAGAAAUGUUGGCGGGAAAAAACCAACCAAUUUUGAGAACGAUUAUUCAGUGGCAGUAGGAAUGGCCUGGCAAAUUAGAGAUUUACUUGCAUCUGACAACACUCGGAAUUCUAUAUUGGGGUCUCAAGUUCUAGAGUCGUUAUUUCAAUCCUUAAAUGUCAUUUCGGAGGUCAGCAUUGUGCAGUGCAUGCAUUGUGAAUAUAUGGACACAUCUCCUGUCUUGGCAUAUACAGCUCUUGCUCUGCAUAUGUCUCUUCAAAAUGCCAGUUCGACUACAACAGAUUGCGGUACAAAAAGUAAAGAUAGGACUGAUUCCACAAGAUCUAGUUCUGAGCAGACUAAGUUGGAACAUGCAUUGGAUCACCUAGUUAACUGUGCAGAGAAGCUAUUUCGGGCAGAUGAUGCUGGAGGGUCCGGAAAAAUUUCUCCACAACCUAAGCAUUCUAGCAAGAAGUCUUCCAACCGUCGUGAGAAAAGACAGAGAGAAUCGCAUACUGAUGCCUCAAGUCCAAGUGAUAGUGGAUGCGACUAUACAGAACCAAAGAAGUUAUCAAACAAGGUGAAGAUGCUAACUGCAGUCUUAAGGUUCGUGGUUGAUGCCGCUACAAUAGGUUCUGUUCAUCAAAUUCAGGAAAGGUGCUUAAAGUUCACAUCAGGUUACAUAAGAUAUGUCGUAUCUAAGUUGGAGCAACAAUCUCGUGAGCCUUUUCAAUUUGAGGAGGAGGAUUUGAAGGAUAUGGUUCUCUGUUUGAAGAGCUCCUUCACAUAUGCAGCCAAGUUACUGAAUCUAGCUCUUAAAGAUGUUACUGAAGCUUCACCAGCACUCACUGAAGCGUCUGAUCUUGCCAACGAUCUGCUUGAUUUAAUCAUCUCGAUUGAGUUGUACUUGGGUUCUAACUAUGUUGCUCAUUUGGUGACUGGAGUAAAGUCUUGGCUUCCUGACUUGAUUCUAGCUUUAGGAUCUGGGCACAUUGUAGAACAGAUUAAGGGAGAAGUGAUGGAAAUAACUACAGCUGACCGCAUCAGACUCCACUUUCCAUCAUGGCUUCUGAUUUUAGCUAAAACUGAGCUCUCUGAAAUAAGUGAAGCUAGGCCAGAAGAUGGAGAUUCCGAACCAGAUGAGUUUCCUUCUUUUAAGAAACUUCUUAACAUGAUUGUUACAUUGUUGAAAGGAAAUAUCAGCAUAAGGAAUGUGUUUGGGGUGAUUUUCUUGAUUAGCGCGAUUGUUGGGAUGCAAAAGAAGAAUUUCGGAUUGGUUUUGGGACUCGUACGCUUUGCAUGCCGGAAGGUAUUCAGGGAAGACGAGAGAGAGUGGGGCAAUAUGAUGUUGGCUUCUCUUCAAGAGCUUUACCCUCAGAUUGAGAGAGAAAUAGAAGAAGACAUUGAAGAAGACAGAAGGGAAAAUCUGCGAAAUGCAAAGGAAUUGCUUGAACCAAUUUGGAUGUAUCAUAUGUAUGAAACUGGGAAGGUUUCUAUGGAGGACUAAUUUGAGAACACGAGCACACUCGGAUUGCAUUGCCUCUGGUGUUUUAACAAAAUGAAGGGGUGUUUGUCGUCGACUAGCUCUUCGGGUACUUGACAGUUCCAUUAAGGAAUGAGAAGAGUCCCAUGGGUAAUCUGGUUUUGUUCUGUUUCAUGCUCACUUGGUGAAAUCAAGACGGCACUCUGCAAUUGCUCCAUGCCUGCAAGGAAAAACAAUAUAUAUUUCAUGUCCAUUCAAGCAAAAGCUCAAAAAUAAAUAUAAACUCUGGUCAUGUAAUCCUGCACCCUUUCUCUUUUAGUAGCAAGUUAGAAAUUAAGAAAGUUAUCUACGUAUCAUGAACAGUAACAACUUGCAGUGAACAGUAACUACCCAAGUGCAUUUGCACUCCUAAAUUGAACAACUUAGGCAAUUCUAUUAAAAUAUUAAUAUUGUUGUAAAAUCGGUGGUAUAUGUGUUGUGGAAUAUAAAGUAAAUGAGAUAAUAUUUAAGAGGUUCGGCAA